CCGAAGGCCACCGCCAGCCGCCCGCAGGCGUCUCAUCCGGGACAGAGGGGCGGCAUGGAGGCCGAGGACUUCCAGGAGGAGCUGACCUGCGCCAUCUGCCUGGACUAUUUCGAGGACCCGGUGUCCAUCGAGUGCGGCCACAACUUCUGCCGCGGCUGCCUGUGCCGCACUUGGGCGCCGGGAGGCAGCCCCGUCCGCUGCCCCGAGUGCCGGCGGCCGUCGGCGCCCGCCUCGAUGAGGCCCAACUGGGCCCUGGCCCGGCUGACCGAGAGGAUACGGCGCCGGCGCCUGGGCCCCGUGCCCGCGGGUCUGUGUGGCCGCCACUGGGAGCCGCUGCGGCUUUUCUGCGAGGACGAUCAGAGGCUCGUCUGCUUGGUGUGCAGGGAGUCGCAGGAGCACCAGGCCCACACCAUGGCCCCGGCCGACGAGGCCUUCAAGAGCUACCGGGAAAAACUUCUGAAGACUCAGUCUAGUCUGACAGCCAAGAUGAAGAAAGUCAUGCACUUUCAGGACAUGGAAGUGAAGAAUGCUGCAGAGUGGAAGGAGAAGAUGAAGAAUCAGCGCAUGCGAGUCAUCGCGGAGUUUGCAAAGCUGCACGUCCUCCUGACUGAAGAAGAGCAACUGUUUCUUCAGGGACUGAGGCAGGAAGAGGAAGAGACAAAGAAGAAACAGAGUGAGAACAUCUUCAGGCUCAAUCAAAUGAUCACUUCUUUGAAGACGCUCAUCCUCGAGGUGAAGGAGAAGAGCCAGGGCUCCACCCUGGAGCUGCUCCAGAAUCCAGCAGAGGUAUUGACCAGGUGUGAGAAUCAGGAUGUGAACUAUUCCUCUGAAGAUCUAACGGUGAAGACUGUGUGCCGGCUACCAAUGAUGAAGGAAAUGCUGAAGCGAUUCCAAGUGGCUGUGAGUCUGGCCGAGGACACCGCUCAUUCCAAACUUGUCUUCUCCCAGGAAGGGAGAUAUGUGAAAAACGGAGCGUCCGCCAGUUCUUGGCCACUGUUUUUUACAGCAUGGAGCUACGCUACCGGAUGGAGGAAUCCGCAGAGGACCACAGGCUUUGUGGAGAGAUUUCAGCAUUUGCCCUGUGUUUUGGGAAAAAAUGUUUUCACUUCAGGGAAGCAUUACUGGGAAGUCGAGAACCGAGGCAGCCUGGAGGUGGCUGCGGGAGUGUGUCGGGAGGACAUCAUGGGGAUCCCUGGAGGCUCAGCAAUGUGCCCCAAGGUGGGAAUCUGGGCUGUUUGUUGGAGUUCUGCUGGCUAUCGGCCCCUGACAGGCACCUCCGUGAGUCCUACCAAGCGAGAACCAGCUCUUCUGCGGGUGGGAGUUUUCCUAGAUCACGGGGCUCGGGAAGUCUCCUUCUACAAUGCUGUGGACGGAGAGUACCUGCACACGUUCUCCUGUUCUUCCAGCUCCCGUCUCCGGCCGUUUUUCUGGUUGAGUCCAUUGGCAUCUGUAGUCAUCCCCCCAGUGACUGGUGGGAAAUGAGGUGAUUCUCUUCGCCUUGUACCCCAGGCUGGGGACGCCCAUCGCUCGGCCCUCAUCUUUGACUUCAUGCGUUUCCAUCCUGAGUGGUUCAUUUAGAUUCCAGCUUCCUGUUCUGUUCAGCCCCCUGCAUGUCCUGUGUGUAGACAGAUGUGGAAGACCUGUGGGGUACCUUUCUGGUAGCCGCUCUGAGCACUUUUUCUCCCUCUCUUCUGCUUCUUCCUAAUGAACUGUUCGGGAUGUGCACCCCACGUGCUUCAGGAGAGGCAGGCCCAUGGGAGGGCAUCCUGGCCAGUGAGGUCGGGUGAGACAUCCUCCAGGGUGCUUCCGGGGAAAGUUCUUUAGCUUUUAGAAAGAGAUGUUUGGGAAGACACAGCUCCUCUUCUGACGUCAGCAGCUGUACUGGAGAGGGAGGAGCGUGGUAACCGUGGACCAGGAAGGAGAAACGUGGUCUUUGUUGGCUUAAUGAAGCAGUUGGAAUCUCCCUAACCCCAAAUUUCUUGUUAUAUGAGAUUGUUGCUCCUUAUUAUGUAAGGCAGUUUUAGUUGCGUUUUGGUCAUUUGCAGGCUGACGUGUCCUAACCAGUGCUGUUGGCACAUAGCAUGGACAUCCCACAGCGUAGGCUUAUCUCACUUUUUUGCCAGUAUUGGACAGAUUUAUAGACUCUCUUUCUGUUCAGUCAUGCACUUCCUUUUCUUUCCAGUAAGUACCAGUAUUUCUCCUCCUGGAAUGGAAAAUUGAGGCAGCUUGCCUCUACUGUGCCCGUGCUGUUACAUUUCACCCAACCACGUCUGUGCCUUCAAGUGUUCACUACGCUUUCCCUCUGUCAGAUUCGUAUACUGUGUGCACAAGGUUAUUAACAUCAUCUGGAAAAUGUUGGGAAAUACUUGUUAAGUGUUUGCACUGGGCCAGCCUCUUCAUGUAAUGCCCCCAUGUGACUUUUGCAGCAGAGAUGGAAAAUUAAAGUUGUUGCUAAUAACCA
Molecule: messenger RNA, 2461 nt
Organism: Odocoileus virginianus texanus
Lineage: Eukaryota; Metazoa; Chordata; Mammalia; Artiodactyla; Cervidae
Gene: TRIM4
Product: tripartite motif containing 4
Biological process (GO): protein ubiquitination
Cellular component (GO): cytoplasm
Molecular function (GO): protein binding; ubiquitin protein ligase activity; zinc ion binding
Source: RefSeq, a predicted model, not a curated record